GGAAGGAAUAUAUCUCGACCUUUGAACAGUUGAGAGCACCAUAUGAUGUACCAGGAAAAGUAGCGAAUCAGAAACCGAAGAUGAUCUUCUAUGUAAUGUCAAGAGCAGAUUAAAUUCAUUUUAAAAGAAGCUUAAACAUUGUACAAGAGAUUUUUCGAGUCCUCGCAUGCCCUUCUAAAGAAGUCAAGAUGAGUUUGCAUGCCAAAGCGUGUCUUGUGGAAGUAGGAACUUUCUUUGUCUUCGUUCUCGUUCAAAACGAAAGCAGAAAGCUUGAAGGUUAUGAGUUCCCGGUGUAUUCAACCGAGUUCUGUCCAAGAAACAGGUCAGAGUGGGAUCAAAGGUCAUCAGCCAUCAACUGUACUGAAGGCAAUGGAUACAUGUGUCUACCGAACGAAAGCCUCACUCAUCUGUUAGAAUUCUGUUAUAUAUAUCCCCGAUUAGUGAUUUCAAAAGAUCUGUGUUUGUUUUUGAUUAAACGCUACUCGAGAGUAGAUUCAUACAACUGCAGCCGUUUUACUCAUGGAUGCCCGACGUCCACAUAUUUCUCGUCUAAAAUCUUUGAACAUCCGAAUUGUAUUCACAUUGAAAAUGGUUGUUUCUGGGCCGAACCAACAUGUCAGAGUUCAACAAUUAGUUAUGCGCCAAAAACCACAAACUCUAUGCCUGAAGAAACUGUCCAAAUUAAUAGUACAACAACGUUCUUUCAAGAAACAAAAAGAUAUGUAGAAAAAACUACUUUACGCAGAGAGGUACAGAAUGACCAUAACAACGACAAUUAUGGCUGGAUCUUGGUAGCAGUAUUUCUAGGAGUACUUAUUCUUAUCUGUGGCAUAAACAUGAUAUACCUCUUCUAUAGAAUAAAAAUUAAAAUCCGUAGAAGAAACACUGAUGAAGAAAGUUGUAAUAAAGAAGAACAUCUCCCUUUAUGUGAACAUCAACAUGAUGGGACAAAAUCCAACAAAGAAAAUUUAUUGGAGACCAGCAUAUUUAGCCAUUGGCAACAGGAAGACAAUCAUUUUGUUUCAACUAAGGCGAGCACCGAGGUAAAAAAUAAAAUAAAACAUCAGAACCUGGUUAUUGUGACAGGUCACUCAGGAUCCGGAAAGUCCGCCAUUAUACACCAUAUUGCACUCCAAUACAAAGAACAAGGCUGGACUGUGAUACCAGUAAAGGUUGUAGAGGAAAUCUUGAAAAUCUGCCAGAUGGAAAAAAAAUCACAGAACAAAACACUAUUUGUUUUCGAUGAUCCAAUCGGAAAAGAUUCUCUGGAUGAAAUAUUGUAUAAUUUAUGGCAUCGAUAUGAAAAGGCACUGAAACCUUAUCUUAAGACUGUAAAACUUUUAAUGACUUGUAGGAAAUGUAUUAUUUCUGAUAAACGGAUAAAAGGGGUGUUUAAUGAAAAUUCAAUUAUCAUAGAUAUCGAAAAUAAUCAAUGUAAAUUUACUGAAAACGAAAAAAUGAAAAUACUUCGCAAAUACACUUCUGAAUCCAAUUUAUCAGACAAAGAGUGUGCUGCAAUUGUUAAAACCGAACAAUAUUUUCCGCUAUUAUGCAGGUUAUAUUCUAGCAACUGGAGAUGCCUAAAUAAUUUAAGAUUUUUUGAAGAACCUGUUACAGUUUUAAAAGAGAAAGUAAGAGAAUUUAGAAACACUAACACAAAAACGUAUUGCGCUCUUCUUCUUCUUAUAUUCUUUAACAAUGAGGUAUGUGUUGAUGGUCUUCUAGAAAAUGAAAUAUCGAGAGAAAAAUUCAUAAAUGCAUUAAAACUCAGUGGACUUGAUAAUAAUACAACACUUCAAACCAUUGACAACAUUUUCGAAUCUCUUAGGAAUUUUGUAGUUAAGAAAAUUGGGAAAACAUAUCAUUUUUUUCACGAUUUUGUGAUGGAAGUAUGUACCCAAACUAUUGGAAGAGAUUAUCCUGCAGACGUUGUCAAAUAUGUCGAUAUUAGUUUCCUCAGAAAAAAAGUCAGACUAGGGAAUGGUAACGAUUGCAACGACCCGUUCAUCAUACAUUUAGAUAUCGGAAUGAUAAAUGAACUUGACUGGAGACUUUUUGCUGCCAUUUCGGGAGACCGUAUGCUAGAUGUCGUUUUGAAUCCUUGUUUAAGAAACAAAGAAAUGACUUUUUUCUUUAUAAAGGAAUUAAAAAAUCAUCCUGAGGUUUUACAAUUAUUACUUGCAGAACAAGAGAUUCAUAUCGAAAAGCAAUGCCAUCAGCUGAAAACAUCGCUACCUUUGUUUUCAAAACUUGAAUUUUUAUUUUCGAGAACAGAAGUUUCGCCCCUUUGUGCUUUGAUCAUAUUAGGUCACACUGAUUUGCCUCUGUUUUGUUUGAAAACGCUAAAGCAAAUGCGCGUCGAUUUCUCGAAAUGUUCUCUUUUUUCAGCCGUAUGCUGCAAUGGUUCAAUUAAUUUGUUUAAAAUGUUUGUCAAAGACCACAAAGAGGAAUAUUUGACAGCAAAAUGGAACAUAUUUUCUCCUAUUCAUUUUGCUUCUGCCUUCCACAAUCUGGAAGUGUUAACUGAGUUGAUUCAAUGCGGUGUAGAUGUUAACUUGCGAACAGAUGAUGAAUUUGGCUGGGCGCCAUUGAUGUUAGCAGUUGGAAAUGAUUCCCAAGAAAACAUUCACGACAGUCAUGGAAUUUCUAUUGAACGCCACAUUUCUACUGUACAACUUUUAUUGAAGAAUAAAGCAGAUAUAAAUUUACGUAGCAAACACGAUGACACUGCUCUCAGUAUAGCGUGUUCUAAAGACAAGUAUAACAUUGUUCAAAUUUUACUGAAUCAUAAUGCAGACAUUAAUGUUUGCGAUACUGAAGGAUGCAGUUCUCUCUACUAUGCAUCUCAAAAUGGACAUGAAGGCAUUGUACAACUUUUACUAUGCAAUGAAGCUGACAUGAAUAAAUGCAGCAAGUACGGAUUCAGUCCUCUUUAUGCAGCAAUUAAAAAUGGGUGUAGUAAUACUGUUCAAACAUUAAUAAAACACGGAGCAGACAUAAAUUUAUGCAGCAAAUAUGGUGACACUCCGCUAAAUAUUGCUUGCUUUAAUGGCCAUGAUAGCAUUGUACAAUUGUUACUGAACAGUGAAGCAAAAGUUAACUUAUGCGAUAAAAGGGGCGUAAGUCCUCUGUUCAUGGCUUGCAAAAACGGAUAUGAUAGCACUAUUGCAAUUCUACUGGAUAAUGGAGCAGAUGUAAAUUUAUGUCAGAGAGAUGGUUCCAGUCCUCUUUAUAUUGCUUCUCAAAAGGGACAUUAUUACACUGUUCAACUUUUAAUUAACAAAGGAGCAGACAUUAAUUUGUGCAUGAAAAAUGGGACAAGUCCUCUUUUUAUUGCUUCUCAAAAUCGUCAUGAUAGCACUGUUCAACUUUUAUUGAGUUACACAGCAGAUAUUAAUCUAUGUAGGGAUGACGGAGACGGUCCUCUCUCUAUUGCUUGUCAAAACGGAUCUGAUGGCACUGUUGAAGUUUUAAUAGAGAAUGGGGCAAACGUUAAUUUGUGCAAUAAAAAUGGCACAAGUCCCCUGAUUCAUGCGUGUAAAAAUGCACACAAAAGGGUUGUGGAACUUUUGAUAAAAUAUGUGGCAGACAUCAAUUUAUGUGACAACAAUGGAAAAAGCCCUCUCUAUAUCGCAUGUCAAAACGGAUCUGAUGGCAUUGUAAAGGUAUUACUCACAAAUGGAGCAAACAUUAAUUUAUGCGAUAAAAAUGGCGUUAGUCCUCUCCACAUAGCUUGUGAACACACACAUUUUAGCACAGUACAACUUUUACUGAAAAAUGGAGCAGACAUAACUAUCUGUGAUGAAAACAAUUUAAGUUCCCUCCACAAAGCGUGUCGUAAAAGCCAUGUGGACAUCGUGAAACUUUUACUAAGGAAAGGAGCAGACGUUAAAUUGUACAGCAAAGACGGAGAAACUCCAUUAUAUAUAGCUUGUUCCUAUGGACACGAAAACACAGUACAACAUUUACUAGAAAAUAGAGCAAACAUUUAUUUCUGUAAUAAAAACGGAGUAAGCCCUCUCCAUAUAGCUUGUCGUAAUAAUCAUGAGAACAUUAUUAAUCUCUUACUGAAAAAUGGAGCAGACAUUUUUUUGUGCAGUGAAAACGCUCGCGACGUUCUCAGUGAAGUUUGCUUUAAUGGCCAGGAAAGCAUUUUAAAAAUAUUGUUGGGUUAUAGAGCAGACAUCAAUUUUUGUGAUAGUAAAGGGCAUAGUCCUCUUUAUAAUGCUUCCCAAAACGGACACGUUCGUAUUGUUGAACUUUUACUGGACAAUGGAGCUGACUCAAAUUUAAAUAGCAAAUGCGAAUGCAGUCCUCUUUAUGUAGCCGUGCAACAAGGACAUGAACGGAUUGUCCAACUAUUAAUAAGGAACGGAGCUGACAUUAAUUUAAGUAAUAAACACGGUGCCAAUACUCUCAUUACAGCUUGUAAUAAGGGAUAUGAUAGACUUGUACAAAUGCUACUAAUAAACAAAGCAAAUGCAAAUUUAUGUGGGGAAAACGGAGUUAGUCCUCUUUACACUGCUUGUCAAAAGGGGUAUGAUAAAAUUGUACUUCUUCUACUGAGAUACGGAGCAGACAUAAAUUUAUGCUCGGAAGACAGAGUAAGUCCGCUCAUUAUCGCUUGUAAAAACGGACAUGAUAGUACGGUUCAACUUUUAUUGAGAGGAAAAGCAAGAACCAAUUUGUGCCAAAUAGACGGGGCCAGUCCUCUCUUUAUAGCUUGUCAGAACGGGCAUGAUAUAAUUGUUAAGCUGUUACUGAUUAAUGGAGCUGAUAUUGAUUUAUGUAUGAACGACAGAGUAAGUCCUCUCCAUAUUGCUAGUCAAAACAACUGUUAUAGUACUGUUCGCAUUUUACUGAGCAAUGGAGCAAACAUUAAUCUUUGUAAUAAAAAAGGGGAAAGUCCUCUCUUCAAAGCUUGCCAAAGUGGAUACGAUGAUACAGUACAACUUUUACUAGAUGGUGGGGCAGAUAUUCGCCUUCGGGAUAAAGAUGGACUAAGUCCUUUCCAUGAAGCCUGUCGGAACAACCAUAGAAACAUUGCACAACUUCUACUUAAUAAUAAGGCAGACAUUGAUUUACGUAGUAAUCAGGGCUACACUGCUCUCAAUAUAUCUUGUUGUAAUGGACAGGGUAGCAUGGCCAAAUUUCUGCUUGAAUAUGGAGCAGAUAUAAAUAUAUGUGAUAUUGAAGGAUGCGGUCCUCUCUAUAAUGCCUCCCAAAACGGGCAUGAUAAAAUUGUGGAACUUUUGCUUAAAAAUGGAGCUGACUUGAAUUUAUAUAGUCAUUAUGGAUUUAGUUCUUUUUAUGUAGCGAUACAAAAAGGACGUGAUAAGGUUGUGCAAAUAUUAGCUGAUAAUGGAGCUGACAUCAAUUUAUGUUCCAAGUACAGUGAUACUCCUCUUAAUAUAGCUUGUUAUAAUGGACAUGAUAGUACAGUAAAAAUAUUACUAGAUAGAGGAGCGAAUGUUAAUUUGUGCGAUAAAAGGGGCGUUGGUCCUUUUUUAACAGCUUGCCAAAACGGACAUGUUAGCAUUGUACAUCUUUUACUACGAAGUAAAGCAGACAUAAAUUUGUGCGAUAAAGAAGGUCACUGUCCUCUCUAUAAAGCUUGUCAAAACGGAUUUGAAAGCAUCGUGCAAAUUCUACUGAAAAAUGGAGCGAACAUUAAUUUAUGUACGAGAGACGGCAAAAACCCGAUAUAUAUAGCUGAUCGAAAUGGAUAUCAUAAUAUUACACACACAUUGCGGAAAAAAUUAGGCAAACUUUAGUAUUGCAAUUAAAUCGUACAAAUCCUCUCUACAGGAUGUCUUAAUGUAUACGAUAUUACGGUGAAGCAUAGACAGAAUUGAGGAUAAAGCAUGCCAUUGAAAGAUAGAGGAAAGCAGAUUUUUCUUUCCCUUUUUUUUAAAUGCAAUUUAUAGCCCUCAAAAGAAUUUACUUAAUAAGUAAUAGACGAUUAAUAUAUCAAACGUUUGGUCAGUUUUCAUUAAAGUGUGUACAAAGGAACACUGUAAAUAAUUAUAGUCCCACUUAGUAAGCUUUUACAGAGUAUUCAGUAAAUUUUUUUUAAACAAGCAACGAUUUUAGGUCCAUCCUGAUCCACACACACACACACACACACACA
Messenger RNA from Magallana angulata, 6130 nucleotides. Its product is annotated as serine/threonine-protein phosphatase 6 regulatory ankyrin repeat subunit B-like. The record is from RefSeq and is a predicted model, not a curated record. Gene Ontology annotation, molecular function: protein binding. The coding region runs from base 189 to 5774 and encodes 1861 amino acids. NCBI's taxonomy places the organism in Eukaryota, Metazoa, Mollusca, Bivalvia, Ostreida, Ostreidae. The transcript has 8 exons.